Puma concolor (puma) is the source of this 1269-nucleotide messenger RNA. RefSeq names its product caveolin 2 (gene CAV2). Gene Ontology annotation, molecular function: molecular adaptor activity; protein kinase binding. Gene Ontology annotation, biological process: cell differentiation; negative regulation of endothelial cell proliferation; regulation of cytosolic calcium ion concentration. Gene Ontology annotation, cellular component: Golgi apparatus; sarcolemma; perinuclear region of cytoplasm. The record is from RefSeq and is a predicted model, not a curated record. Lineage: Eukaryota; Metazoa; Chordata; Mammalia; Carnivora; Felidae.
CUCCCAGCAGUAAGUGCACCAUCCCAGAACAACCUGCCAGCUCUUAAGGAUCACAGUUCUAGGCAUCAAGCGAUGAGACCCGGGAGCCCUCCGGCCCCUCUGUGGCGGGAAUACGGGUCCUGGUGCCCGGAGCACGCUUCUCCCGCCUGUGCAGGGCCGGAAUGUGCCUGUUGGGAUGGCGCCGGGCCGGGGACAGACGGGGACCUGGCCAGAAAGUGGCGGCGGGAGUCGCGGGGCGGGAACCACCUCUCCGGCUGCGUCCGGUUCCCGCCCCUCGGGCCCGGCCGCAGGGCGGGGCUCGGGUCGGGUCCGGGCCGGGAGCGGUAGCCGGCAGCGGGAAGCGGCCGCCGCCCGGGCCGCGCCGGGAGAGGCGAGGCGAGGCGAGGCGAGGCAGGGCGGGGCGGGGCGCGACGGGAAGGGGAGGCCGCGCCGGGCCGGCUGCAGCAGCCGCGCACCGAGCGCCACGAUGGGGCUGGAGACGGAGAAAGCAGACGUCCAGCUCUUCAUGGACGACGACUCCUACAGCCGCCACAGCGGCGUCGACUACGCUGACCCGGAUAAGUUCGCGGACUCGGGCUCCGACCGGGAUCCCCACCGGCUCAACUCGAACCUCAAGGUGGGCUUCGAGGAUGUGAUUGCAGAGCCGGUGUCUACGCACUCCUUUGACAAAGUGUGGAUCUGCAGCCAUGCCCUCUUUGAAAUCAGCAAAUACGUGAUAUACAAGUUCCUGACACUGUUCCUGGCUAUCCCCCUGGCCUUCGCUGCAGGAAUUCUCUUUGCCACCCUCAGCUGUCUACACAUCUGGAUUAUAAUGCCUUUUGUAAAGACCUGCCUAAUGGUCCUGCCUUCAGUGCAGACAAUAUGGAAGAGCAUAACAGAUGUUGUCAUUGCCCCACUGUGCACAAGUGUAGGACGCAGCUUCUCUUCUGUCAGCUUGCAACUAAGCCACGACUGAACACUUGGACCCCAGGUCUAGAGAUUUGGAUACUGUAAUACUUCUGUGUUGUUUUAAUGUAAAAGCACUACUGUUCUGUUCAUUUCCCAAUUGUUCUAAUCGAGCAAAUUUUUAAGAUAAGCAACCACUUUUAGAAAUGUUUAUUGGCAGAUCUUUUCAAAUAAUCCUUUUCUAAUUAAUAGCCAAGGAUUUCAUAACAAACGUUAUAGCCCGAAUUAAACAGUAGGUUGGCAACACUUAAUGUUAAAGGCAGACAGUUUUUGCUUUAGUAAAAAAGUAUACAUUUCAUAAUGAUGAAUUUAUAAAGAUCAAGG